GCUGCAAACGAUCCAUGGGGUGGAUCCUUCACAACUUGGCAAAAGGACACAUUUCUAGACUGCACUUGAAGGGCCAUUCGAAAUGGGACAGCCGUGUGACACCGCUGUGAUGAAUUCAGUCUGAAUGCAACCUUCAAAGGAUGCAGCACCUGAACUGGGACACAGCCCAUGACAGCACAGGAUCUGAGUCAACCAUGGAUUAGAGUUGCGCAUGCGGCAGCAAUGAAAGCCAGAUACAAAUCAACUAAAAAAUAACAAAAACUGAAAACUAAGUAGAAGCAAGCUAAAUACGAAAAAACGUAUAUGUGCACUUCUUAUGAGGGGCUUUGGCAGUGUCAAGGCAGACGAUUUAAAGGUAAUCAUCCAUUCAAUAAACAUGUACUCAAAUGCAUGAGAUGGGCCUUAACUGUCUACAACUGGUAAGGGAGCGCGUUUAGAAAAUGUUCUUAAGUACUUUAUUACUUAAAUAGUUUAAUACUUAAAUGGUUGACUCAUAUCGUUAGCGCAUGCGCGACUCAAAUCCACGGUUGACUUGAUCCUGUAGUGAAAGAUAACGCUGAUACAUCGUUGAGGAAAUUCAGCUCCCGUAUUCUUACGCAAAAAUGACGCGACAGCGUCCGUGCAUUGUAAACACGAACGUCGCACUGUAAAACGUCACGAAACAUUGUAAAUACAGACGAUCAUUGUCACAUGGCGACUUUUCACAUGACCCACUGAGGAAGUUCUCCACUGAUGUUUGACAUGUCUGCCCGGCUGCUUUUGAUCUUUUUCAUACUAUUUUUUAGUUUAAAUAGAAGCCAUGGACUUCCGCGCAGUGGGUUUCAGAUCAGUUCCUUUGAAAAAAAUAAUUUUGGAAUUAAACUAAACGAACCCGAAAAAGACCGAGAUGUGUCAGCAGAAAGGUUAAUCAAAAAGGCUCGUUGGAAGAGCAAUGGUGACCCUUCGGCACCCCAAUUCAAAGAGAAAUAUUUCUCUCAAAUGAUAGAUCACUUCAACUUCAACAGUAUGGGCAACGGCACCUACGACCAGAGAUAUUUAAUUACAGAUCAGUACUGGAAGAAAGGCGUCGGACCUAUUUUUUUCUACACUGGAAACGAGGGAGACAUUUGGGAUUUUGCUAUGAAUUCUGGAUUUAUAACUGAACUGGCAGCACAGCAGGAUGCAUUGGUGAUAUUUGCUGAGCAUAGAUAUUAUGGCAAGUCGCUCCCCUUUGGCAACAAUUCUUUCAAAAUCCCAGAGAUUGGACUGCUGACUGUGGAACAGGCGCUGGCAGAUUAUGCUAUUAUGAUCACAGAGCUCAAAAGGGAACUCGGCGCCACAAAGUGCCCAGUCAUUGUUUUCGGCGGAAGUUAUGGAGGUAUGCUGAGUGUCUACAUGAGACUGAGGUACCCAAAUAUUGUAACGGGAGCUCUGGCUGCCAGUGCCCCCAUCUUAUCUACAGCUGGAAUGGGGGAUUCAAGGCAGUUCUUCCAGGAUGUGACUGCAGACUUUGAAAACUACAAUCUUUCCUGCAGUGUUGCAGUUAGGGGAGCCUUUUCACAGCUUGAAGUCCUCGCUCAGCGUGAAGAUUAUAGACGUAUCCAGUCAUCUUUUAAUCUCUGCAAAACCCCAGAAUCCAGGCAAGACAUUCAUCAGCUUAAGGGCUUCCUGCGUAAUGCCUUUACUGUCAUGGCUAUGCUUGACUACCCCUACAGCACCCAUUUCAUGAGCCGAAUGCCUGCUAACCCAGUCAAGGUGGCCUGUCAUACUAUGCUAAAUGGACUGAAUUUAUUGUCUGCCCUAAGAGAAACUGUGGGUAUAGUGUACAACUCCACAGGAGAGCUCCAGUGUUAUGACAUCUACAACGUUUAUGUAGAGUGUGCUGAUCCCACCGGUUGUGGCCUUGGACCUAACAGUCUCGCCUGGGACUACCAGGCCUGCACGGAGAUCGAGUUGUGCUUUGAGAGCAACAACGUCACGGACAUGUUCCCGCCGCUGCCCUUUACAGAGCAAGACCGGGAGAGUUACUGCACAAAGAAGUGGAGCGUGGUGCCGCGACCAGGCUGGCUCAAAGCCCAGUUCUGGGGGGACGAUCUUUCCACGGCUAGCAAUAUAAUUUUCUCCAAUGGCAACCUCGAUCCAUGGGCAAAUGGAGGGGUACGAAAGUCGCUGAGCCCAUCACUCAUUGCAAUCAACAUCCCUGAAGGGGCACAUCAUUUAGAUUUAAGAGGGUCGAAUGCAGCUGACCCCUUAUCAGUCACUGAGGCCCGCAGGAAGGAGUCUGAAAUAAUUGCCCAUUGGGUGAAAAUGGAGGAAAAUGAAACACUCUGAAAAUGUACCUCGAAAUGACAACACACAGGUGUAUACAUUCAAAUUUAUGAACUACAAUUUUAUUAACCUUUCGUAAAAAUUUAAUGCCAACGUUUGUACAAAUGCAAUAAAAUCAAUAGUCUUUUUCAAAAAA
Brienomyrus brachyistius is the source of this 2443-nucleotide messenger RNA. It is a transcript of the gene dpp7, whose product is annotated as dipeptidyl-peptidase 7. The record is from RefSeq and is a predicted model, not a curated record. Lineage: Eukaryota; Metazoa; Chordata; Actinopteri; Osteoglossiformes; Mormyridae. Gene Ontology annotation, molecular function: serine-type exopeptidase activity; dipeptidyl-peptidase activity. The transcript has 13 exons. Bases 733 to 2310 code for a protein of 525 amino acids. Gene Ontology annotation, cellular component: vesicle. Gene Ontology annotation, biological process: proteolysis.